Cynoglossus semilaevis (tongue sole) is the source of this 1644-nucleotide messenger RNA. Its product is annotated as WSC domain-containing protein 2-like. Gene Ontology annotation, molecular function: sulfotransferase activity. The coding region runs from base 1 to 1194 and encodes 397 amino acids. The record is from RefSeq and is a predicted model, not a curated record. The transcript is spliced from 6 exons. Lineage: Eukaryota; Metazoa; Chordata; Actinopteri; Pleuronectiformes; Cynoglossidae.
AUGUUCGCUGGCCUGGAGUUUGGAGCCGAGUGCUACUGCAGCCACAAGAUCCAGGCACCUAACGCGUCAGAAAGUGAAUGCAACAUGGAGUGUAAAGGAGAGAAGAGCAACAUAUGUGGAGGAGAAAACAGACUGUCUAUCUACAGACUGGAGCUGAGCCAGGAGUCGGCACGACGCUAUGGCAGUGCAAUUUUCAAGGGUUGUUUUCAUCGUCCGGACAAUGUCACACUGGCACUCCCCUUCAGCGCAGUCAUCCUGAACAUGUCUGUGGACAAGUGCGUGGACAUAUGCACAGAGAGGGAGAAAUCGCUGGCUGUUCUGGCUGGAGAUUGGUGUCACUGCGGUUUUCCCACACCUUUCUUCUCCCUCCAUGAGUUGGAGGACGAGGACAUGUGUCUGCACCGCUGUCAGGGGGAGGAGUUUGAGAGCUGUGGUAACGAUGAGUACUUUGUAGUCUAUCAGACACAAGUCCAAGAUAACCGCUGCAUGGACCGCCACUUCCUCCAGACUCAGGCUAAGCAGCUGGUGGCUCUCGCCAGUUUCCCAGGAGCUGGUAACACCUGGGCUCGCCAUCUCAUUGAGCUCGCCACCGGCUUCUACACCGGCAGCUAUUACUUUGAUGGCUAUCUUUACAAUAAAGGAUUUAAAGGGGAGCGUGAUCACUGGAGGAGCGGGAGGACCAUCUGCAUCAAGACACAUGAGGGCACCAGGAAGGAGAUCAAAUCCUUUGACUCCAGUAUCCUCAUGAUCCGGAACCCGUACAAAGCCCUGAUGGCAGAGUUUAACAGAAAAUAUGGAGGUCACAUUGGGUUUGCCUCACAGGCUCACUGGAAAGGAAAAGAAUGGCCUGAGUUUGUGAAGAACUACGCCCCAUGGUGGGCCUCCCACACACUGGACUGGUUGAACUAUGGUAAGAGUGUCCACGUGGUCCAUUUUGAGAACCUAAAGAGAGACCUGUUCUCCCAGCUGAAGGGCAUGGUCCAAUUUCUGGGUCUGAAGGUCUCAGAGGAACGUCUGCUCUGUGUGGAGGGCCAGAAAGAUGGAAACUUUAAAAGAUCGGUGCUAAGGAAACUUGAGUACGACCCCUACACGGACGAAAUGAGAGCAGACAUCAAUGAGCUGAUCAGAACAGUAGAUGCUGUCUUGAAGAAGAGAAACAUGUCUGGAGUUCCUGAGGACUACAUGCCGAGAUGAUAUCUGUGAUUCCCUCAUUUCCUCAUUGUUUCUCACUUACCUGCACUCUUCUGUUUUGUAGACUCACAUGAUUUCAAUGGUUGUUUUAAGUAUUUCCCUCUAAGGUCAUUGUAGUUGAAGUUAAAGUGUCUUUGCUCUCCUACUGUCAUUUUUUUAUUCCUCCUUUUUUAUGAUUUUUGGCAGCGUCUUUAUUUAUUUUGUUUAUUUAUGUUUGUUUUUAUUUACAUUAUCUUUUCUAUGUAUAAAAAAAACAAAAGUACUUCUUAUCCUGCUCUAUGCAUGUGCACACACCUUAACAUGAAGAAGAAGUGACUGUGCUAGAUGUUGUUGCUUGAUACCACUUAUAGGAAUUACAUGACCCAAAAUUUUAUACCCAGUCAGCAUGUCCAUGUGGGCCCAUGGGUGAGUUAAUAAAAGGUUAACAGUUAGUGAAAAGACACCCCACGUGGG